Hyla sarda is the source of this 3188-nucleotide messenger RNA. RefSeq names its product oocyte zinc finger protein XlCOF6-like. Gene Ontology annotation, biological process: regulation of transcription by RNA polymerase II. NCBI's taxonomy places the organism in Eukaryota, Metazoa, Chordata, Amphibia, Anura, Hylidae. The record is from RefSeq and is a predicted model, not a curated record. Bases 563 to 2926 code for a protein of 787 amino acids. Gene Ontology annotation, molecular function: RNA polymerase II transcription regulatory region sequence-specific DNA binding; DNA-binding transcription factor activity, RNA polymerase II-specific. The transcript has 6 exons. Gene Ontology annotation, cellular component: nucleus.
GACUGUACAGGAGCCGUGUGCUUACAGGACCUGCAUGAUGUCACCUUCAUGUGAUCACUUGGAGGAGGAGUCACAUGAUCAGGGGCUGCUGCUCUAGGCUCAUCUGCUCAGUGUAUGCAGGACUCUGCUGUCACAUGACCAUUAUCACAGGUCCUUCAAUCACAAUCUCUUCUAUGCCGCACUGAGUUCCGCCCACUCCUGUCACAUGAUCCUCCCCACAGGUCCUUCAGCCCCAGUCACAUCUAUACUGCUAAACUUUGCCCCCAAAUGUACUGGUCACAUGAUUGUGACAUCAUCACAGGUCCUACACCUCCAGCAUGUAGCAGAUACAGAGCAGGUCCUGGUGGGGCAGUCACUGCUGUUGUGUUGUGUGUGGAGAUCUCUCAGAGCAGCAGCCCCUGAUCAUGUGACUCCUCCUCCUCCAUGUGACUGAUCACAUGACGGUGACAUCAUCGCAGGUCCUGUAAGCACACGGCUCCUCUACAGAUACAGGUUUCUCCAAUCCAGGAUCCUCUGCUGAUAUCUUCUAUAUAAGAGAAUUCUCCUGGAUGACCCAUCAACCAUGGAGAGAGACAGGAACAAGAUGGCCGACAGGAUCAUAAACCUCACCAUACAUAUACUCUUCCGGCUUACUGGAGAGGAUUACACAGUAGUGAAGAAGUCCUCUAGUGGGCGCUGUCGGGCCCCUGUGUGUGAAGGAUGGGGAAGAACCCUGAGCCCAAUCCCAGGGCCCCCACCUCACUCCCUGAUACAUGAGGAAAUGGAUGAACAGAAGAUCCGAGAACUCAUCAACAAGAUGAUGGAGCUGCUGACUGGAGAGGUUCCUAUAAGGUGUCAGGACGUGGCGGUCUAUUUCUCCAUGGAGGAGUGGGAGUAUGUAGAAGGACACAAGGAUCAGUACAAGGAUCAGGUCAUGAUGGAGGAUCAGCAGCCCCUCACAUCACCAGUCAGAUCCAGUAACAUAACAGCACCAAAAUGGUGUCCCCGUCUUCUUGAUGAGCAGAAUAUGGAGGGCAUUACUACAGGGAAAGAUCUGAAAGAUCUGAUCUAUAAUAAUACUUCAGACUUAAGGGAAGAAGAAGAAGAGACAGAUGUGAGCGGUGAUGAGCAGUAUAAGGAGGACAUUCCUACAGGAAAAGAUUUGAUCAAUAUCAAUGCUACAGACAUAAAGGAAAAAGAAGAGACAGAUGUGAGUGGCGAUGAGCAGUAUAAUGAGGACAUUCCUACAGGGAAAGAUCUGAUCUAUAUUAAUGCUACAGACAUAAAGAAAGAAGAAGAGACAGAUGUGAGCAGUGAUGAGCAGUAUAAGGAGGACAUUCCUACAGGUAACCGCCCAGAUUCUUGUACCAGGAGAUCAGAGGAGAAUCUUAUAUCUUCAGAUUAUAAAGCAGAUGAUGAUAUCACACAAGAUACAUAUGAAGAACAUUCCAUUAUCCCAGAUACACCCUCAGCCCUUCACAGCCAAGAUCUGUCAUCUCAUCCUUAUAUACAGGUCCUGUCUUCUCAGUCAUCACAGGAUGUUCAGCAAGAUAAAGGUCACAGAAGGGGUGCUGGACAUCAGCGAGCUCAGAAAUCCUAUACAUGCUCAGAAUGUGGGAAAUGUUUUGCUAAGAAAUCACAUCUUGUUCAACAUCGAAGAACUCACACAGGGGAGAAGCCAUUUUCAUGUUCAGAAUGCGGAAAAUGUUUUACUGACAAAUCAAGUCUUGUUAAACAUAAAAGAACUCACUCAGGGGAGAAGCCAUUUUCAUGUUUAGAAUGUGGAAAAUGUUUUACUGACAAAUCAGAUCUUGUUAAACAUCAAAGAACUCACACAGGAGAAAAGCCAUUUUCAUGUUCAGAAUGCGGAAAAUGUUUUACUGACAUAUCAAGUCUUGUUAAACAUCAAAGAACUCACACAGGAGAAAAGCCAUUUUCAUGUUCAGAAUGCGGAAAAUGUUUUACUGACAUAUCAAGUCUUGUUAAACAUCAAAGAACUCACACAGGAGAAAAGCCAUUUUCAUGUUCAGAAUGCGGAAAAAGUUUUACUGACAAAUCAAGUCUUGUUAAACAUCAAAGAACUCACACAGGAGAAAAGCCAUUUUCAUGUUUAGAAUGUGGAAAAUGUUUUACUGGGAAAACAAAUCUUGUUCAACAUCACAGAACUCACACAGGGGAGAAGCCAUUUUCAUGCUCAGAAUGUGGAAAAUAUUUUACUCAGCUUUCCCAUCUUGUUAAGCAUCACAGAACUCACAAAGGAGAGAAGCCAUUUUCAUGUUCAGAAUGUGGAAAAUGUUAUACUGAGAAAUCAAUUCUUGUUCAACAUCAAAAAGCUCACACAGGGGAGAAGCCAUUUUCAUGUUCAGAAUGUGAAAAAUGUUUUCCUGACAAAUCAAGUCUUGUUAAACAUAAACGAACGCACACAGGUGAAAAACCAUAUUCAUGUUUAGUAUGUGGGAAAUGUUUUUCUGACAAAUCAAAUCUGGUUAAACAUGAAAGAACUCACGCAGGGGAGCAGCCAUUUUCAUGUUCAGAAUGUGGAAAGUGUUUUAAUGACAUAUCAAGUUUUGUUAUACAUAUAAAAAUUCACACAGAGGAGAAGCCAUUUUUCUGUGCAGAGUGUGGGAAAGGUUUUAUUGUGAAAUCAAAUCUUGUUCAGCAUCAAAGAACUCAUACAGGGGUGAAGCCAUUUUCAUGUGCAGAGUGUGGGAAAUGUUUUUCUCAGAAAUCAGAUCUUGUUAAACAUCAAAGAACUCACACAGGGGAGAAGCCAUUUUCAUGUGCAGAAUGUGGGAAAUGUUUUUCUCAGAAAUCCCAUCUUUUUAGACAUCAAAGAACUCACACAGGAGAGAAGCCAUUUUCAUGCUCAGAAUGUGGAAAAUGUUUUACCCAGCAUUCUCAUCUUGUUAAGCAUCACAGAACUCAUACAGGAAAGAAGCCAGUUUAGAGCAAUAAAUGAUGCAGAUAACACAUCUAUAUAUUAUCUAUGUACAUAGGAUAUCUGACAUUUAUACAUAUAUCAUAUACUGCAUCUCUAAACUUGUUGCCAAUUAAGUUAAUAGUUAAUAAAAGUUAAUAAAGGCUGUCUGGGCAUGCUGGGAGUUGUAGUUUUGCAACAUCUGGAGGUCCACAGGUUGAAGACCACUGGUAUAGGAAGUUGUACUCACCUGUCACCGCCGCUUCGGACCGUCCCCACUCGUCACCGCUGC